Hypomesus transpacificus is the source of this 1399-nucleotide messenger RNA. It is a transcript of the gene gosr1, whose product is annotated as golgi SNAP receptor complex member 1. The transcript is spliced from 9 exons. Gene Ontology annotation, molecular function: SNAP receptor activity. Lineage: Eukaryota; Metazoa; Chordata; Actinopteri; Osmeriformes; Osmeridae. The record is from RefSeq and is a predicted model, not a curated record. The coding region runs from base 50 to 796 and encodes 248 amino acids. Gene Ontology annotation, biological process: vesicle fusion; endoplasmic reticulum to Golgi vesicle-mediated transport. Gene Ontology annotation, cellular component: cis-Golgi network; Golgi membrane; Golgi medial cisterna.
UUAUUGAGGCUGGCUUUUCAUCCUAGCGUGGUGACGUUCGACAACAAAGAUGGCAGGAGGAAGCAGCAACUACUGGGAAGAUCUGCGAAAGCAGGCUAGGCAGCUGGAGAAUGAGCUUGACCUGAAGCUGGUCUCCUUCAGCAAGCUGUGCACCAGCUACAGUACUUCCAGAGAUGGUCGUAGAGGAGACAGCAGCUCAGACACAACACCUCUCCUAAACAACUCAACACAAGACAGGAUGUUUGACACCAUGUCUGUGGAAAUGGAACAGCUGUUGGCUAAGCUUACAGGGGUGAAUGACAAGAUGGCAGAGUACACCAGCACACCAGGAGUGUCCUCCUUGAAUGCUGCUCUCAUGCACACCCUACAGAGACACAGAGAUAUCCUGCAGGACUACACUCAUGAAUUCCACAAAACUAAAGCCAAUUUCCUGGCUAUCCGAGAGAGGGAAGACUUGCUGGGGUCUGUCCGAAAAGACAUUGAAACGUACAAGAGUGGUUCAGGAGUAAACAACAGAAGAACCGAGCUGUUUCUGAAGGAGCACGAACACCUGAGAAAUUCCGACCGACUGAUGGACGACACAAUAAGUAUCGCCAUGGCGACUAAGGAAAACAUGACUUCUCAGAGAGGCUUGCUGAAGUCUAUACAGAGCAGGGUCAACACCCUGGCUAAUCGCUUUCCAACAAUCAACAAUCUCAUCCAGCGAAUCAACUUGCGGAAGAGACGGGACUCCCUCAUCCUGGGCGGAGUCAUCGGGGUCUGCACUAUCCUCCUACUCCUUUACGCUUUCCACUGACGGACAAGCCUAACCCACAGAAGGCUGAAAACAGAGGAAGAUCAGCUGAUGCUGGCGGGCUGCUCUGCAUCCAUAGCAUCAGAAACUCUGCAAGACCAGGUUUUGUUAAUGGAAGACCCUAUUGGCGCCCACAUGGCCCAAUCAUAUAACAGGAUUAACCGUGGCCAACAUGGACUACCAAGAUACCUAUUUAGCGCAGAACAGGGAAAGGGGUGGUAGAUGGAUGGGAGAGAGGAAUGGCACUUUUGCUUUUAUGUUAUGUUUUCCCAUCACAGCGAUAACAUCCUGGUCAGAUACGGAUAAGGGAACAGAGACCAAAUGUACUAAUAGUACUAGAUUUUAAAAGUUAUAUAACUAUCGCUUUGGCAAAGAAUCAGGCUGAAGACGGCCCAAAGAGACUAUUUUCACCGAAUGUCAUUUAUUUCUGGGCUUGAAGGAUUUUUAGUUGGAUGGUUUUUAUGUGGUGGGAGGUGGGUUAUCAUGGGCGGCUGUAAAAUGUGCAUUAAUAAAUUAUUCAUAUAUGGUAUGUAUGUAAAACAAAUUGUGUGGAAUUUGACACAUUUAAAAACAUUUUAUUUUUCAAAAUAUAAAAUUUCCACUCAA